AUGUUGCUCGAAAGCCUUGUGCUUGCGCUCCCGCUCGUGCUGCUCAGUGCUGUAGCCAAGGCCGCUGAGGCCUCCCUGUUCAUACCCGCGGCAGACCCAUUCGCGCUCGCCGUACAGAACGUUGGCACGGACGCCGAGGGUCACACCACUUGGGCCCUCGCGGCGGGCGUCGCAAGCGACACACUCGAAACGCCACCUUACGCCUUCUCGGCUACGAUGGUCGCCGGUCCCACCGACAUACACCUUGUCGAAAAUGUGCCUGAUAUCCCCGACGCCUUCGCCCUGGAGGACUGCGCGGUCGCAAGCGCGCUCGCCGCCUGCACGAUACUCUACUCCGCCAGCGGCUCCGUCACCACCGCAGGCUUCACGACGGUCACCGUCAGCUCGUUCCCCGUCCAGCUCGUUACAACCUUGGCCCCGCUCUCCGGCUCAAACACCGGGGCAACCUCCGCGCCGACGGCGGGAACCUCGUCUUCGACUGCGAGCCCAACGAGCCGUGGCACGGAUGGCGCCGGGAACGGAGGACUACGGACGGCAAAGGUGUCUAUGGUGCUCGCGGUUGGCGUGGCCCUAGUGGGGGGUUUUCUGGGCAACACAGGGCUUCUGUAA
Molecule: messenger RNA, 609 nt
Organism: Epithele typhae
Lineage: Eukaryota; Fungi; Basidiomycota; Agaricomycetes; Polyporales; Epitheliaceae
Exons: 3
Coding region: 1-609 (202 amino acids)
Source: RefSeq, a predicted model, not a curated record